Myodes glareolus (Bank vole) is the source of this 1241-nucleotide messenger RNA. RefSeq names its product dCTP pyrophosphatase 1 (gene Dctpp1). The record is from RefSeq and is a predicted model, not a curated record. Gene Ontology annotation, biological process: DNA protection; dCTP catabolic process. Gene Ontology annotation, cellular component: cytosol. Gene Ontology annotation, molecular function: dCTP diphosphatase activity. NCBI's taxonomy places the organism in Eukaryota, Metazoa, Chordata, Mammalia, Rodentia, Cricetidae.
AAGGCGCUGGGAUUGGUCGGGACCCUGCAGGCGACUCCGAACGUGGCGCGGGGUUUGCUUGCUCCCGCGCGGCGGGGACAGGUGGGCGGAAUGUCCCAAGCCGGUGGCGGUGCGUGCGGUGAUGCGAGGCAAGAAGACUCUGCUGCUGCAGGCCCGUUCAGCUUCAGCCCGGAGCCCACGCUUGAGGACAUCCGACGUCUCCAUGCAGAAUUUGCUGCUGAGCGGGACUGGGAGCAGUUCCACCAGCCUCGGAACCUGCUCCUAGCCUUGGUGGGAGAAGUGGGCGAGCUGGCAGAACUCUUCCAGUGGAAGUCUGAUGCAGAGCCUGGUCCUCAAGCCUGGCUGCCAAAGGAACGAGCAGCCCUUCAAGAGGAGCUUAGUGACGUCCUCAUCUACCUGGUGGCAUUAGCAGCCCGUUGUCGUGUGGAUUUACCUCGAGCAGUAAUUUCCAAAAUGGACACCAACCGACGACGCUACCCAGUCCAUCUCUCCCGAGGUUCUGCCUGCAAGUACACAGACUUGCCCCAUGGGACCAUCCCUGAAAACCAGGCUGUGGGGGCUGCAGAACCUGCCUCCGAGUUGCAGAGCCAGGCCUCCACCUAGGAAACAGUGUCAGAGUAGCAGAGAUGGACUCGUUCUAGUCCAUUCUUAACUGAAUCAUAGGUCUGAGGCCCAAGAGUUUCCAAAAGAUAAUCUACUGGUCUUUUCUCUCCCAAUAAAAUGACACAUGACAACAACUUCUAGAUUUUUCUUGGGUAGCUAGGUAGAACAUCUCGGGUCCUUCAGAGAAGCAGGGCGCUGCCUGGUGCAACUUUCAGUGCUAUUUUGCCUUUUCAACUUAAGGCUUACAAAAGCAGAGAACCGGAAGUAAACAUGGGCCACAAGUCUUUGAUGAGUGCAGAAUACAGCUUCCUUUCCUCUUUGGUCCCUUGGUACAAGUAAAGGCCACCCAUCCCUCUCACCUGGCUAAUUCUGUUUUUCCUCUGCAGCGAGGUGGUACAGAGUGAAUGAUUUAUGUGGUGUGUAACCUAAGGCACCCCACUUCCCCUAAGACUGCUAGGCCUGCCUCCCAAAAUGGGGUCACACAGAGAAAGCGGUGGUGAUUAUCUGCCCCUCAGCCUGUUUGCACAUUAGUGAAGUGAGGGUUUCCCAGCACCCUCUCCUGCCCCUCUUGUCUAGGGACCCUUCUUGUCUUCCCAGGUAAAGCAAGUCAUCAUUAAAGCUGCUUUUAUAUUCCCAAA